AUGAUUGGUCUGGUUCAUUCAUUUUGGCUCAGGCGGGUGGUACCUCGUUGGAUGCCAAGCAUCUCGCGGGAAUCUCGUCCAGAUGUCUCCUCCACCUCCUCUUCCUCUUUGCGUCCUUUCGAGGCGGCCGUCAAGGAUUGCGGGAGGACACAGCGAUGGAUCGCAGCGCUGCAACUCUUCUGCGAAACAUCCCGGACAUGCGUGGAGGUCAGCGCAGGUCACUACAUCGCGAUUGUUGGUGCAUGCGGAAGAGCCAGACAGUGGGAAUGGGCGCUGUCGUUCCUCAGUGAGAUGGUCGAGAAAAGAGUUGAGGCCAAUGCGAUCAGCUACAGCGCUGGGAUCAGCGCGUGCGAGAAAGGCAGGCAGUGGCAGCGCGCUCUAUGGUUGCUCAGCGAGAUGCGAGAGACGAAGCUGCAGCCAACUGUAAUUAGCUACAGCGCUGGGAUCAGCGCGUGCGAUGAGGGAGGCCAGUGGCAGCUGUCUUUGUUGCUGCUCAGCGAGAUGCGGGAGGCAAAAGUGAAGCCCGACGUCAUCAUCUACAGCGCCAGGAUCAGCUCAUACGAGAAAAGUGGGCAGUGGCAGCAGGCCUUGUAUUUGUUCAGCGAGAUGCGGGAAGCGACUGUGGAGCCUGACGUUAUCGUCUACAGCGCAUGCAUAAGCGCGUGUGGGAAAGGUACGCAGUGGCAACACGCGCUAUCGCUGCUCAGCGACUGUUGUGAUGCCAGGUUGCAGCCGAACGUCGUGAGUUACAAUGCUGGCAUCAGUGCGUGUGGAAACGGUGAGCAAUGGCAGCAAGCUCUGUCGCUGUUCAGCAAGAUGCGGGAGGCGACGUUGGAACCUAAUGUCAUCAGUUGUAGCGCUGGGAUCAGCGCAUGUGGAGCAUGCGAGCAGUGGCAGCAGGCUCUAGUUUUGCUCAGCGAGAUGUGGGAGGAGAAGUUGGAGCCCAACGACAUCUCUAUCUACAACGCUGGCAUCAGCGCGUGCGAGAAGGGCUGCCAGUGGCAGCAGGCUCUGUCGCUGCUCCGAGAGAUGUUGGAGGCGAAGUUGAAGCCAGACGUCAUCAGCUACAGCGCUGGGAUCAGUGCGUGCGAGAAGGGUGACAAGUGGCAGCAGGCUCUAUCGCUGCUUGUCGAGAUGCGGGAGGUGACGCUGGAGCCAAACAUAAUCAGCUACAACGCUUUGAUCAGCGCCUGCGAAAAAGGUGAGCAGUGGCAGCAGGCGCUGUCGCUGCUCAGCGAGAUGUGGGAGGCGAAAUUGAAGCCGGACGUCAUCAGCCACAAUGCUGGGGUCAGCGCGUGCGGAAAAGGAAAGCAGUGGCAGCGGGCUCUGUCGCUGCUCCGCGAGAUGUGGCAGGUGAAGCUGGAGCCCAGCAUCAUUCAGCUACUGCGCUGGGAUCAGCGCUUGCGAGAAAGGUGA
Prorocentrum cordatum is the source of this 1416-nucleotide messenger RNA. The record is from the annotation of a GenBank genome assembly. NCBI's taxonomy places the organism in Eukaryota, Dinophyceae, Prorocentrales, Prorocentraceae.